Molecule: messenger RNA, 1472 nt
Organism: Leucoraja erinaceus (little skate)
Lineage: Eukaryota; Metazoa; Chordata; Chondrichthyes; Rajiformes; Rajidae
Product: chorion-specific transcription factor GCMa-like
Exons: 6
Coding region: 280-1455 (391 amino acids)
Biological process (GO): gliogenesis; regulation of transcription by RNA polymerase II
Cellular component (GO): nucleus
Molecular function (GO): DNA-binding transcription activator activity, RNA polymerase II-specific; RNA polymerase II cis-regulatory region sequence-specific DNA binding
Source: RefSeq, a predicted model, not a curated record
GGUAUAGGCAGGGCAGGCUGGCCGCCUCAGGUAAUGUGAUACACGGGAGCCGCGCCGCACCAACGCCCACUCUCCCCACUGCUCCCUGGCUCCUAGGAACCGCCGGCCGCCCGCCCGCCCUCUCCACCGACUCCCAGCUCAGAGAAUUCACGUCUCACAACGAACCCGGUUGUGGAUUUGUGAACGGAGUUCUUUGGUGGCAAAAAAAAAACCCAAGAUAAGUAAAACGCGAAGGACGUUUUCGAUCUUGCUUUCACAAGCAAAAGGCGCCGCGGCAGGAUGUUGAAAGGAUCAGAACACUGUUUUUCAAAUCCAGACUACAGCUCAGCGCACGAAGCGACUAUCUCUUGGGAUAUAAAUGACCCAAAAUUACCUCAGGAUGUGCGUCAAUUAGACAGUUUCCAGGAAUGGACGGAUUCCUACGUGAAGUUCAUUUAUUGCGUGGACGAUAAGAAUGCGCAGAGGCAUCAGAGUGGAUGGGCGAUGAGGAACACCAACAAUCACAACUGUCACAUCCUGAAGAAAUCCUGCCUUGGAGUCAUGGUUUGCACCAACGACUGCUCACUGCCCGAUGGAAAAAAGAUCUAUCAGAGACCCGCCAUAUGUGACAAGGCACGACAGAAGCAGCAAAAGAAGUGCUGUCCACACUGCGGGGCUGCCUUGAGCCUGCUACCGUGUCGAGGGCACGGGGGUUACCCCGUCACCAACUUCUGGAGACAUGAAGAAAAAUGCAUCUUUUUUCAGGCUAAGGGCAUGCAUGAUCAUCCUAGACCAGAGACAAAGACAGAAGCUGAAGCAAGGAGGUCCAUCAACAAAAAGAGACCAUAUACUGAAAAUGGAUGUUAUAAAGACAAAAGGGAACUGCAGUCAUUAACAGGGAUAACUGAAUGUGAAGGAGCUCAAGCAACAUUUACCUCCAACAACAGAAGCAUUUUCUCCAGUCUCUAUGUCAAUAGAAACCUGGAAGAUUGUUUUGCACUGGAGAACGUUCCCAACAAUCAGUGCCUGUCGUACACCAAUGGGCAUGAUUUUGGAAAGUCGACCUACCUUUACGAUCCUUGUGAAAUGGAUAUUAGCAGGUUUUACAGCAGGUGUGCACAAUAUAGCGGAGGGUGCCAAUAUCCUGGGAAUUACAGUAGCCCCGGAACAAACUGCAGUACAAAUUAUGAGUGCGGAGAGUAUCCCAAUUGGAAUAAAAUUCCUUUAGGGAAGACUGCUUACAGCAAUUCUUUUAUCAGAUAUUCUCAAGGUCCGUCAGAGACUGGCAACGAAGCUGCUAGCCCCAAAAACCUACGCGAUCCAGCACUGCACACACAAUCUGCAGCAAGCAACGUGAACAAAAUGGUCUACCAAACCUCAAAGCCCAAUCUGGAUGAAUACGGAGAUUAUGUAUAUGACACGAUGUUCCUGCAAAAUCAGAGCACCUACAUACCUGCAGCCAUGUACCCUGUGUAGGGGUCUACCACCAAAAA